Messenger RNA from Solea senegalensis (Senegalese sole), 4196 nucleotides. It is a transcript of the gene atp8b3, whose product is annotated as ATPase phospholipid transporting 8B3. Gene Ontology annotation, biological process: Golgi organization; phospholipid translocation. The transcript is spliced from 29 exons. The coding region runs from base 352 to 3795 and encodes 1147 amino acids. Gene Ontology annotation, cellular component: plasma membrane. Gene Ontology annotation, molecular function: ATPase-coupled intramembrane lipid carrier activity; ATP binding; magnesium ion binding. NCBI's taxonomy places the organism in Eukaryota, Metazoa, Chordata, Actinopteri, Pleuronectiformes, Soleidae. The record is from RefSeq and is a predicted model, not a curated record.
GAAGUCUUUACCUGGGAGAAAGAGAGAGGCGGGGCCUGCAAUAUGUUGCUCCAGCAGAAAGAAGAAAGAGAAGAGAAAGGAGGGGUUGGAUGAACACAGGUGUGCGUAUUAUGAAAACCAGCUGAAUGAUGGUUAUGAAAAUUGUGGUGGCCAGCUGAGACUCGGGAUUGAUGGAGUGUACGGCUUUGUCGCCUGGUUCCAAGGUGCUUCAGAGCAGCACUGGCAAACAGGAUUGAUGCAUAUGGAUUUGUGUGUGCAGUCUUGGUUCUUUCUCAUCAGGAUUGCACCUGUAACUUCCAGCAGAGUUUCUUCCAGAGAGCAUAACCGAAGUCUACAAAAGUCCACAACACAAUGGCCACACAAAGCGUUGAAUCUGACUUCUCAUGGGAGGUGAAGGCAAACAGCCACCACUGCCAUAAAGACAAACUGAAGAAAUCUUUCCUGUGCUUCCACUGGGGUCGGUACUCGGACAACGUGGUGCGCAGCUACAAAUAUUCCCCUCUGACGUUUCUGCCCCUGAUGCUGUUCGAGCAGUUCCAACGAGUGGCUAAUUUCUAUUACCUGCUUAUGGUGACGUUGCAGUGUGUCCCUAUCAUUUCCACCAUACCCUGGUACAUCGCCAUGAUCCCACUGCUUGCCGUCCUCAUCGUGAGAGGUUUGAAAGAUUUCGCCAAUGACAUGGCAAGGAGACGCAGCGAUUCACAGAUUAACACCCGACCCUGUGACAUACUCAUUUCCCAGAGAUUUAAUGCAGCACGGUGGAAGGACCUGUGUGUGGGAGAUAUAGUGCGAAUCCACAAAGACCAAGUCAUCCCUGCGGACCUUCUCCUCCUGUGUAGUUCAGAGAAUCACAGUCUCUGCUAUGUGGAGACGGCGGACAUCGAUGGAGAAACCAACCUCAAGUAUCGGCAGGCGCUCGAUGUUACGCACUCCGAGCUGACCUGUCACCCCUCAGAGGAGUCCCUUGCAGCUUUUGAUGGUGUUGUGUUCUGCGAGGAACCCAACAAUCGCCUGUAUAUCUUCAGAGGAGAGCUGCACUGGCAAGGACAGUGUCAUCUGCUGGACAAUGAGCACAUCCUCCUGAGGGGAACAGUCCUACGCAACACUGAGUUUGCCUAUGGCUUGACCCUAUAUGCUGGCACUGACACCAAGAUCCUGAAGAACUGCGGGAAACUGACAGUAAAGAAGACACAAAUGGAAAAAGUUUUUAACAGGCUGGUGAUCGGGAUUGUCCUGGGUGUGCUGCUGAUAGCUGCGUGUCUUGCCAUAGGCAGCUGUAUUUUUUCGAGUCAGGUCAUGAGCCUGACAGAGGAUUUAUAUUUUCUGGUGGUUAACGGCAAUCCGGUCUACACCGGCUUUAUCGCCAUGUGGAGCUACGUCCUCCUGCUCAGCCCAGCCAUGCCUGUAGCCCUCUACAUCUCGUUUGAUCUGAUUCACACGGUUCACAGCCUCUUCAUUAACUGGGACUUAGAGAUGUAUUGGCAGGAGGCAGACAAACCAGCCCAGGCCAGAAACACCUCCCUGAAUGAAGAGCUGGGCCAAGUGGAAUACCUGCUGAGUGACAAAACUGGGACACUAACCCAGAACCGUUUGCUCCUCAGACAGUGCUGCAUAGCUGGGGAGAUCUACGGGGAUGUAUCCAUCAGCGCAGAGGACAUGGAGCCCAUGGACUUGAGCUGGAAUCCAUUCUCGUGUGGCACUCUGUUCAUGUCAGCUCCCAGUCUAGUGGAGAAUCUCAGAGGACAACAGUGUCCACUCAGCAGUCAGUUUUUCAAAGCACUGUCUUUGUGUCACACUGUCAUGGCGGAGUGGAAGGAAGAGAGACCAGUUUACCAGGCCGCAUCCCCAGACGAGGAGGCUCUUGUUGGUGCAGCCAGGGAGCUUGGCUGGGUCUUCCUCUCACGGACAAGAGACUUUGUUGUUGUUUCCGAGCUGGGUGUUACCCGACAGUAUCAGUUGCUGGCACUGUUGGACUUUACCAGCAAAAGGAGACGCAUGUCUGUACUGGUUCGGGAGCCAGAGGGUGGGUUGAAGCUCUACUGUAAAGGCGCAGACAUGGUGAUCCUGGAGAGACUGCAGAAGGACAUUCCAUUUCAGGAAAGGACUGAAAGAGCACUUGAGCUAUUUUCUCAGUCCUGUCUGAGGACUUUGUGUGUUGCUGUUCGAUCGGUUCCUGAGGCAUCUUGGGAGCAGUGGCGCAAAACUCUGACCCGGUCUGCUACCAUGGCAACAUGUGAUCGCGAUGCACUGUUGGAGAAGCUAUAUGAUCAAAUGGAGACGGAGCUCCUGCUUUUGGGGGUGACGGCCAUAGAAGACCGGCUUCAGGAUGGUGUUCCCGAGACUAUUUCUCUCCUUCAACAUGCUGGCAUUAAAGUAUGGGUACUAACUGGGGACAAAAAAGAGACUGCAGUGAACAUCGGAUAUUCUUGCAAACUACUGGAUGCUGAUACCAGAUUACUGGAAUGGCAGGAGCUGAGACAAAUACUCCAGGCCCCAGAUCCCAGGGUCAGUUUCCACAAGGCCAGACAGACGGAGGUGUGGGCUGUAGACAAGGAGACGGCCAGGCCAAAGACUGCUGUGGUCCUCACUGGAGCUGAACUGGUAGAGUUUGACCAAAGACCAGAAUGGGGUGCUAAGUUCAUGAGUCUGGCAAGUCAGUGUGAGUCAGUGCUGUGCUGCCGUGUGACACCUGGGCAGAAAGCUGACAUCGUCACAAUGGUCAAGAAACACACCAGCUCUGUAACCAUGGUAAUUGGGGAUGGUGCCAAUGAUGUAAACAUGAUCAAGACGGCUCAUGUUGGUGUGGGACUGGCAGGAGUGGAGGGAGGUCAAGCAGUGCAGAAUGCAGACUUUGCCUUGUCCCAGUUCAGGUUUCUGCAGAGGCUGCUAUUGGUCCAUGGGCGCUGGUCAUACAGGCGCAUUUCCACCUUCCUGCGGUAUUUCCUAUUCAAGACCUGCAGCUUUGCUCUGGUGCACAUAUGGUAUGGAUUCUUCAAUGGCUUCAGUGCACAGCGGCUGUAUGAGACAUGGUUCAUCUCUCUCUACAUAGCCCUCUAUACAUCGUACCCAGUUAUGUGUAUGGCCUUCUUUGAGCAGGAUGCGAGUGCAGAAAACAGCCUGAAGUAUCCAGAGCUGUACAAGACUGGCCAGAGACGGGAGCUCUCCAGCCCUCUGAUGCUUUCCUUGUCGCUGGUGUACGCUCUCUAUGCCUCGCUUAUUCUCUUCUUCAUACCUUAUGGAGUUUUCCACGACACAGCCUUUGACUACCAGACCAUGGCCGUCACUGUCUCCAUGGCAGCAACAUUUACUGCCACGAUUGAGAUUAUUCUGGUGACGAGAUACUGGACAAAGUUCAAUUUUUCAGUUGUGUGCGUCUCUGUGUUGCUGUUCUUCAUCUUUACCAGGAUCUUCCAAAGCUCACGCUUGUUUCAGAAUUCUCCCAUUGACUUCUUCUUUGUUGGUGUGUCUGAGAAGGCCUUCCUCGACCCAGUUGUAUGGCUCACUGCUCUGCUCACUGCCUGGGUGGCUGUUCUGCCCUCCUUGACCGCUCAUGGCCUCAAUAUCAUCCUUACCAUCAACAACACACACAAGGUCCACAGCAUGUCCACUCAGCCGGUGGAGCUGAAGUCAAAGUUCAGCAGAGGAUCCUUUGGUCGCUCGUCUUUUGCCAUCUCUCAGGGCGCUGGAGCUGGACGCCACAUCACUUCUGCGACCCACAUUCACAGCAGAGAUCCACCAGUGGAUAAGAAGGUGACUACAUGUAAUAUCUCCCCCACCAAGGCCAAACUCUCAUGAAGGACAAUAGUAAUGCCUUGAACGGAAUGUGAAUAAUGAAUGAAUUUUAAAUGGGGAAAAUGUGAGAAUAUAUAGAUUUAGUCUCCAACGUAGAAUUGAAAUCAUGACUUAUCAAUAUGUCUGCAUUUGUACUGUUUUUGUGGACCCAUUGCUCUUUUCUAUGGCUACAAUUUUCCAAUAAAGAAAAUAAUAUGUACAAAAUACAUUAUGUUCCACAAAUCUAGUUUAUUACCUUUACAUGUAAACACUAUGUACAGCUUUCCUCUCUGUGAAUAUCGCCUCUUUGAUGUAUGUAGGAGCUUUGUGGUAAAAAUCAAAUUCCCCUCUGCUGGGGUCACAGGGGAUUCCCUUCAAAGAUCAAAACAAACUCAAUAAACUGACAGCGCAGCUUUGUUUUACAA